ACCACAGACAACCUCGCUGACCUCACCCCCGCCGCCACGGCGCUCGUUGGAACCACCGCUCCUGCGGCCGCGACUCCACCGACCUCCGUCCUCGGCCACAAGCACACGAUCUCCUGAUCUGAUACUUCCCAGCGCCCUCCUUCCACCAUACAAUGAUGCUGAGACGAUUGGUGGUUCGUUUUCCUACUUCGGUGUUGUGCUCGGCUCAGAAGAUACACACUCCCAUCCUUGGAGAGCGGCCUCUCCCUCUCAAUCUCCCUUCCCAGACAUUCUUGCGAACUUUCCUCGACCUCCACCAGUUUGUCAACAAAGAGGCGAUUGCGAAGGAGCGAGAUAGGCUUUCGGACGAAAUAAACAGAGGAUAUUUUGCUGACAUUUCAGAGAUCCGUAAAAAUGAUGGCAAGAUUGCAAUGGCAAAUAACACUAUAAUUCCAUCAUCAACGGCUGUCAAGUUCCCGGACCUGGAAGUAAGCUUCCCAGAUGGUCGAUGUGUGAAAUUGCCCAUCAAUGCAGCACAAACAGUAACUGACACCAGUCAAAUGCCUGCUCCUUAUGUGUCAUUAUUAUGUCUCUCAUUUCGAGCAAGCUCUCUGGGAAUGGUUGAAUCAUGGAUUCUUCCUUUUCGGGAUGCUUUUAGUGAUGCUGGGACAGUCCAAAUAUACGAGGUGUCAUUCAUAGACUCUUGGCUAUUAUCACUGAGUCCAGCAAGGCGCCUAAUCCUCAAGAUGAUGAGGAAAUCCAACGAUCCUCACAGACAGGUCAUGUACGCCUUCGGCGACCACUACUAUUUCAGAAAAAAGCUUCAAAUUGUGAAUCUACUCACAGGAUAUAUCUUCCUGCUUGAUGGCUUAGGCAGGAUUAGAUGGCAAGGUUUUGGAUAUGCAACAGAAGAGGAACUUUCAUGGCUUCUAUCAUGCACUUCCCUUCUAUUAGAUGAGAAAUGAGCGGAAGUUCAAUUAUGAGUGGCUAAGGAGAUCAAAAAGCUACCAUGACCUUAGGUUAUUUAGUUCCUAGAAUGAUUUGGACAAGUACUUCUACCAAAAAGGGAGGGGAGAACAAAGAACAAUAAAGGAGAGAGAAAACAACUGCAAAUCUAUGCAAAAACAGAGCAGUUGGGGAAAGACCUCAUUUACUUGCUUGCUUAAGCCUGAAACAAAAAUUUUUUGCAGGUGUUUUCAUGAUACUUAUGGUAACUGUGAAUGCCAUGUACAUUGGUGCCAAUUUAUGAAUGCAGCAGGCUUACUGGAGCCAAGCAA
Molecule: messenger RNA, 1256 nt
Organism: Musa acuminata subsp. malaccensis (wild Malaysian banana)
Lineage: Eukaryota; Viridiplantae; Streptophyta; Magnoliopsida; Zingiberales; Musaceae
Biological process (GO): mitochondrial proton-transporting ATP synthase complex assembly
Cellular component (GO): mitochondrial inner membrane
Source: RefSeq, a predicted model, not a curated record